Messenger RNA from Colletotrichum truncatum, 1281 nucleotides. Its product is annotated as dtdp-glucose -dehydratase. Gene Ontology annotation, biological process: nucleotide-sugar metabolic process. The record is from RefSeq and is a predicted model, not a curated record. NCBI's taxonomy places the organism in Eukaryota, Fungi, Ascomycota, Sordariomycetes, Glomerellales, Glomerellaceae. Gene Ontology annotation, molecular function: dTDP-glucose 4,6-dehydratase activity.
AUGACUCAACUUAACGGACAGAGCCGGCAGCCAGGCACCUACCUCAACGGCCACCGCAAGUUCUUCGAGGACUUUGGUGUCUGGAAGGAGGCACCUCUCCUAAAGGGAAGCACCAAGUUUGAGCCUCUUCCCGAUGUCAAGAACAUCAUGAUUACAGGUGGUGCUGGCUUCAUCGCAUGCUGGCUGGUUCGCCAUCUCACUCUCACUUAUCCUGACCACUACAACAUCGUGUCCUUUGAUAAGCUGGAUUACUGCUCCUCCCUCAACAACACUCGUGUCCUGAAUGAGAAGAGCAAUUUCACCUUCGUCCACGGCGACAUCACCAACCCUACGGAAGUCGUCAACUGCUUGAAGAGAUACAACAUCGAUACUAUUUUCCACUUUGCCGCCCAGUCCCACGUCGACUUGAGCUUUGGCAACUCAUACGGCUUCACACACACCAACGUUUAUGGCACUCACGUACUUUUGGAGAGUGCCAAGAGCGUCAAUAUUAAGCGAUUUAUUCACAUCUCAACGGACGAGGUUUAUGGAGAAGUAAACGACGACGAUGACGAUCUCCUUGAGACGAGCAUCCUCGCCCCCACCAAUCCCUAUGCCGCCAGCAAAGCCGCCGCGGAGAUGUUGGUACAAUCGUACCAGAAGAGCUUCAAGCUUCCUGUUAUUAUUGUUCGCAGUAACAACGUCUACGGACCGCACCAAUUCCCCGAGAAAAUCAUUCCGAAGUUCACCUGCCUACUGAACCGGGGCCAGCCCGUUGUGCUCCACGGUGACGGAAGUCCCACUCGGAGGUAUCUAUUCGCAGGAGACGCUGCCGAUGCCUUUGAUACCAUUCUGCACAAGGGCCAGAUGGGCCAGAUCUACAAUGUGGGCUCCUAUGAUGAAAUCUCCAACAUUGAUCUCUGCGGUCACCUCCUCAAGGAGAUGGGUAUCCCUCACAACACCAAGGAAGAGUUCAAGAAUUGGGUCAAGUAUACCCAUGAUCGUCCCUUCAACGAUCAUCGCUACGCUGUUGACGGCACUAAGCUGCGUCAGCUCGGAUGGGACCAGAAGACCAGCUUCGCCGAAGGUCUGAAGAUCACUGUCAACUGGUACCGCCAGUUCGGUGAGGAAUGGUGGGGUGAUAUCAGCCAGGUUCUGACACCUUUCCCAGUUGUUCAAGGUCUGGACGUGUCUGGAGACCAAGAGCCCAUUGGUGACUCGCCUCUUACUCCUGAGAACAAAAAGAGAAAGGCUGUUGAAGGGGUCAACGGCCACGGAAAUGGCCAUGCCGUUACGGCUUAG